AUGAAGUUGUCGGAACAUCAGCCACAAGGAAAAAUGCUCAGGACCGUGGUACCUGCGCCGCCUUCGUUUAAUACGUGGCUGGCCCAUGCGCUCGCCGAAGAGGAGGCAGUCAGCAAAAUUCAAUGUUUUUUUCGAAAUCAUCUCAAAGCGCGGCACUUCACCGACACUUUGGUACGGCAUACGGCAUCUACGGUGUCCUCGUUCGACUUGCCCUUUAUAUCUGAGAAGGCUGACAAGGAACAUCUGCAGUACGAAGUUCUGCUCUGGUAUGGCUCGAGUCUUGGCUCAGUAAUUUUUACGCCCUGCAAAAUUACGGAAUAUCCAUGCGUUGAAGUAGCUGACGGCAACGACUCUUUGCCCGGAAUGUGGAAUCUUCGCGAAGGCGAUUUUCUCAUCUCGAUCAACCAACGCAGUACAAGAGCGACCUUGGUGCCGUUUGACGCAGUGAUGCAGAUUUUGGAAAGCGGCGUGCGGCCAGCCAGGCUACGCUUUCGCAGGCCAUCAUCCUAUGAGCUGCAGAACAGUAUAAAAAGACCUCGUCGGUUAUCAGUCCGAAAUCACACAGAUCGACAGAAAAAUCGUGAGCGUUUGGAGCGGUCACUAAGCUACGUCAUCUGGAGAGAAGAGGAUGGUCCACUUGGAAUAAGCUUGAAACCUGAAACGGGAAAAGCAUACCCAGUUGUCAUGGAAAUGAACGAGUCUGGCGUUGUGGGCCGCAAUGCGAAAAAAAACAAAGUUUCAGUAGGGGACCAGCUGUUGACGAUUAACCAUAACGACGUUUUUCGUUUGGGGUUCGAAAAGAUGUGUCAGGUCAUGAAGUUUGCGCCUAAGCCACUCGUUCUUACGUUUCGUCGAGCGUCUCCGGAACCCAUCGAAUUUCGCACGCAAGAUCGUUCUCGACACGUCGCGAUUGAAAGCAAGACGGUUAUGAAGCGCAUGAAUCGAAGAAUGCGGCGAUCAAUUGGAUACCGCCAUUUCGAAAUAAUAAUAGGGUUUGGGAUUUGA
This is a messenger RNA of Plasmopara halstedii, 1005 nucleotides long. RefSeq names its product PDZ domain. The coding region runs from base 1 to 1005 and encodes 334 amino acids. Gene Ontology annotation, molecular function: protein binding. The record is from RefSeq and is a predicted model, not a curated record. The transcript has 3 exons. Lineage: Eukaryota; Oomycota; Peronosporomycetes; Peronosporales; Peronosporaceae.